AUGAACCCACACAGCCGCUACUCGCUCGGCAAGGGCGCCUCCACCGAGCACAUGAUGCGUCUGGCUCAACAGGGCAACGCGGGCCACGACAACACAAUUCGAAGCCCUUCCAUCGGCGGCACGACCGCCAUGCCCAGCGCGACUGGUUCGCGCAACCUUCGUCCUAGCUCGGAAAUGCUUCCCAACAUGAGCCACCACGGCAACCCCGAAACCGAAGCUAUCGAUCGCUGGUUCGAAGAUCUGCAACACUACGAAGCUACGCUCGAGGAGAUGGCCGCCGCCUCGCUCGAUCAGAACUUCAAAGAGGAGCUCAGCGCCAUUGAACAGUGGUUCCGCGUUCUGUCCGAGGCCGAACGCACCGCCGCCCUCUACAGCUUGCUUCAGGAGUCCACGCAGGUCCAGAUUCGCUUCUUCAUCACUGUGCUCCAGCAGAUGGCACGCAGCGACCCUGUCUCGGCGCUCCUCUCGCCCAACCACCACAACAGUACCAUGGCCGAUCAGAUGGAGGCCAAGCUGGCCAGCCUCGGUCUCAAGUCUCCCAGUAGCGGUGCCAAGGCUCCCGCUGCGCCCGCCAACCGCGGCUAUCGACAAUCCACCGACGCUGCGGGCUUCCUCUCGCCCAACGUGGCUGCCAUGUACAGCUCUGGCAAUGGAGACGCCGCUUCCACGCUGGCGGCUCAGCGAGCCAAGCUCAAGGCCAACCGCACCUCGGCUCCUGGCACGCUCAUUGGCGAGAGCCGCAACUACUCUGGUGGCCAGCUGGACCAGGUGCAGGAGCGCGGUGGAUCGCCCAACCCACAGCAGCAACAACAGCGCAUGCCCUCGGGCGAUCUCUCGCGACCCGUAUCGAUGGACAUGAGCAACAACAACCUCGGUCGCUCUCCACGCGCCACGGGUCCGCUCGAUGACCAACUCUCGCCGAUCACUGCAACGGGCAACUGGUCAAGCAUGGUCAAUACGCCGCUGGUGCCCAUGUUUAGUGACCGUGACAAGGCUGGUACCGGCGAUGCCAACAUCGACCUCGAGACGGCCGCCGCUCAACUGGCCAACUUGCAGCAGCAGCAGCAGCAGCAACUUCGCGGCAACGGUGGCGUCGUAAUGGAUCCCGACGCGCCUCGCUACCGUCGUAGAAGCAACCAGAACACCGGACCGGGCGGGUACGGUCCGGGUUCCAACAUGUUCGAUGCGUCGAGUCCCGGUGUCUCACCCAACAUUGGCAUGCAGUCUGGCUGGGGUCAGAACGACAACUUUGGACGUGGUGGCCUCAACGCAGGCUCGUCUGCUUUCGGCGGCAACAACAGCAGCAGCAACAACCAAUUCAACCCGCCGAUGAGUCCCAACUCGCUCGCAGGCCUUCAAAACCCUUCUGGCAACCUGGCCAACCCGCUCAACAUGCAAAUGAUGAACAUGAUGGCCGCGAUGAGCGGGCUGAACCUCAACACGAUGAAUGGUGCUCAGCUGCUGGCCAUGCAGCAGCAACUCUUGCAAAACCAGCAGACGCUUUCUGUGCUUGCUCAGCAGCAACAAUUGCAACAGCAGCAGCAGCAACAUGGCCGCAACCUUCGCGCGUUUGGCGGUGGAGCGCUGUCGCCUGGCGUGGGAGGGCAGGGAGGCCGAAAGAGCCCGCGGAGCGGCACCUCACCGUCUGGACGGGCCCCUUCGCUGCCUGGCGCGUCUGCUGCUGGCGGCGGUGCUGGUGCUGGCGCCAACGCGGUUGGAGGCGAAGAAGAGAUUGCGGAUCUGGCAACGCUCAACGACGUGGCGGCUUGGCUACGCCAACUGCGCCUGCACAAGUAUACCCCCAACUUUGAGACGAGCCACUGGAAGGAGAUGGUGCUGAUGGACGACAAGCAGCUGGAGGAUAAGGGAGUGGCGGCGCUGGGCGCGCGACGCAAGAUGCUCAAGACGUUUGAGCUGGUGCGCAAAAAGUAUGGUAUCAAGAUGGAUGGCGAGGACGAGCCAGGCUCGGGCAUCCCGGGUAGCCAUAACGAUGGCGAUGAUGCAGAAGGCGAUGCUCAUGAGUAG
Messenger RNA from Kalmanozyma brasiliensis GHG001, 2025 nucleotides. RefSeq names its product Sterile alpha motif, type 2. The transcript has a single exon. NCBI's taxonomy places the organism in Eukaryota, Fungi, Basidiomycota, Ustilaginomycetes, Ustilaginales. Bases 1 to 2025 code for a protein of 674 amino acids. The record is from RefSeq and is a predicted model, not a curated record. Gene Ontology annotation, biological process: nuclear-transcribed mRNA poly(A) tail shortening; regulation of mRNA stability. Gene Ontology annotation, molecular function: protein binding; translation repressor activity; mRNA binding. Gene Ontology annotation, cellular component: P-body.